Messenger RNA from Parus major (Great Tit), 2575 nucleotides. RefSeq names its product bestrophin-1-like. The coding region runs from base 243 to 2522 and encodes 759 amino acids. Gene Ontology annotation, molecular function: chloride channel activity. The transcript has 10 exons. NCBI's taxonomy places the organism in Eukaryota, Metazoa, Chordata, Aves, Passeriformes, Paridae. The record is from RefSeq and is a predicted model, not a curated record.
AAAAGACAACAGAGUCUCUUUUGUAAUGAGGAGGGAUUACAGCAUCAAGUGACCGGCUGCAGCUCCCAAGUGGGUCUCAGGCUCCUUAGCACACCGUGUGGGGCAGGUCCAAUCCCCCUAUGAGCCAAGGGGGCACGAGGAGGCGGGUGGUGGCCCGGGCCACAAAGGACCCAGCGGGGACACGUGCAGGACCAAACCUCCCCAGCCUCCAGCACGGCUCAGGAGCCCAUGACUGAGCUGUGAUGACAGUGACCUACACCAACCGUGUGGCUGAUGCCCGCCUGGGCACCUUCUCCCAGCUCCUGCUCCAAUGGAAAGGCAGCAUCUACAAACUGCUCUACUCCGAGUUCCUGAUUUUCAUCUCGCUCUACUUCACCAUCAGCCUUAUCUACAGGCUCAUUCUGAGCGAGAGCCAAAGGCUGAUGUUUGAGAAGCUGGCGCUGUACUGCAACAGCUACGCCGAGCUAAUCCCUGUAUCCUUCGUGCUGGGUUUCUACGUGGCCCUGGUGGUGUCCCGCUGGUGGGCCCAGUACGAGAGCAUCCCAUGGCCAGACCGGAUCAUGAACCUGGUGUCCUGCAACGUGGAUGGGGAGGAUGAGUACGGGAGGCUCCUGCGCCGCACCCUGAUGCGCUACAGCAACCUGGUCAGCGUGCUGAUCCUGCGCUCCGUCAGCACCGCUGUCUACAAGCGCUUCCCCAGCAUGGAGCACGUUGUGAGGGCAGGUCUCAUGACACCAGAAGAGCACAAGAAGUUUGAGAGCUUGAAUUCCCCCCACAACAAGUUUUGGAUCCCGUGCGUGUGGUUCUCCAAUCUGGCUGUGAAGGCGAGGAAUGACGGGAGGAUCCGGGACAGCGUGCUGCUCCAAGGCAUCCUGAAUGAGCUCAACACCUUGCGCAGCCAGUGUGGGAAACUCUAUGGAUAUGACUGGAUCAGCAUCCCCCUGGUCUACACCCAGGUGGUGACCGUGGCUGUUUACAGCUUCUUCCUGGCCUGUCUGAUCGGGAGGCAAUUCCUGGAUCCAGAGAAAGCAUAUCCUGGCCAUGAGCUGGAUCUCUUUGUGCCUGUUUUUACAUUUCUGCAAUUCUUCUUCUAUGCUGGCUGGUUAAAGGUGGCUGAGCAGCUGAUCAACCCUUUUGGGGAGGAUGAUGAUGACUUUGAAGCCAACUGGCUCAUUGACAGGAACCUGCAGGUCUCCCUCAUGGCAGUGGAUGAGAUGCACCAGGAUUUACCCAUUCUGGAGAAGGACCUAUACUGGAAUGAGCCUGAUCCCCAACCACCCUACACUGCAGCCACUGCCGAAUACAAGCGCCCAUCCUUCCUGGGCUCCACUUUUGACAUCAGCAUGCAGAAGGAAGAGAUGGAGUUCCAGCCCCUGGAGCAGAUUAAAGAGAAUGAGGAGGCCAACCACUCCACUCCCUUGCUGGGACAUCUGGGCCGCCUCCUGGGUGUCCAGUCCCCAAACUUCUCCAGGUCCUCUUCCCGGAUGAACCUGCUGCGCCGGCGAGGAGAUCCCGCAUCGCCCUUCUCCCAUUAUACCUACCAGGACAUGGGGAAGGCCGGAAGCCCUUGUGGCAUUAAUCAGCCAAGGGGAGACUCCCAGGAGCAGUGGGACAGUGAAGAGGGAAAACUAAGGGAGUUUGAUGCUUUCAUGUCCACCCCCUUUUAUGAGAGGCCUGGGUUCUACAGUGCUCCACAGACACCCAUCAGCUCCAUCCCCAUGAUUUUCCCUUCCCGACGCCAAGGGCGCAAGAAGCCACCGGCGCUCUCCAGCAUCGCUGCGUGCUCCACUUCCCUUCGGGAUGUCAUUGUCAAUGCCUCCCCUUCCAGGGCCAGUGACAUGGACAAGAGCCAGAGCUCCCUGGGUUCUGCUGCAAAAGAAACCUUUGUUUGGCCAACAGAACGGAGCAAAGGUCCCGACUCCAUGGCUGUGACAGUAGAAGAAGGAAAGAGCAGCUCCAGGGAAGUUGCCACCACGGGAAGCCCAGGAGCGCAGUCCACAGCAUCCAACAGUCCCAAAUUCCCCUUCCUGCCAGAGCCCCCUGAGCGUGAGAAGCAAGGCAGCUUCAAAAGCCUGAAGAGCUCCAAACCCUCACACCCACCCUGGCUAAACCUGGAGAACACGGCUUCAGCCACUCCCAGUUCAGAGCAUUCCAGUGCCUUUCACACCCCCAGUAACAAAACCCCAGGAGGCAGCACCACCCUCUGCUUCUCCUUCACUCCAGUCACCUCUCCAGCGCUGGAAAGGUCCCACAAGGGCAACCUGAGCCCUGAGGCUCGCAGCCUGAGUUUGGAAGAUGCAGCUAGCGCUCCAGACCAGCACCCAGAGGUUUCCAGAAACAUUAGAGACACUGGGAAUGUAAACACUAAUCCCCCAGCUCCCAAAGAGCCCAGGAGAGCAGAGAGUCCAUCCCCCAAUGACUCUGGAAUCUCCCUAGCUGAGGGUGACUAUGUGGGGCUGAUGGAGGUGAUCCUGGAGGCCAGUGAAAGCCCAGGGGAAGAGCAGAUGGACCAGUACAGCUAAAGGGGAAUCCAUGGGAUACCUGCCUUAUCCUGGCCCUCACCCAAACAGAGGUG